Messenger RNA from Brassica rapa (field mustard), 1166 nucleotides. RefSeq lists its product as uncharacterized. NCBI's taxonomy places the organism in Eukaryota, Viridiplantae, Streptophyta, Magnoliopsida, Brassicales, Brassicaceae. The record is from RefSeq and is a predicted model, not a curated record.
CUAAAUUCUAAUUCGUUCACCACGUUCGUUUUGUAGUGUAAAUUUGAAAUAGACCAAAACUAAACAAUAUAAUAAAUCGAAAAUUAUUACGAUUUAUUAGUUUAAAGUUAAAAGCAAUACAUUUACAAAUUUUCUAGAUGUACGCUUAUUAAAUUAUAAAAUAAAUAAUUAGUAAUACGUUACGAAACAUAUUCAAUUUUAAAUUCAAUACAAAUAAACAUAUCAUUAAGUAACUAAAAACGAAGAACAAGUCCAUAGCCGAACAAUUAGGGUUUGGGAAAAUUCUCUUAUACUAAAGACGAAGCACAAAGAACCCUAUAAUUGCUCAUAGCCGGACGAUCAGAACUGGGACCACGAUGGAAGGGAUGAUGAUCGUAUAUAUAUAAAGCUUUUAGCUAGAGUUUGCGUCUUAUUUAUGAUUAAAAUCAUAAUUUCUGAUUUGUGAGGGUUUCGAUUGUUCUCUCUAAGGUUCCUAUAUUCUCAGAGUACUACUACAAGAGUUACGAUGCAUUCGUUGAUGCUCUCUUCAAAACUGGCCGAAGUUCUGAUCUACAGUGGAAAAACGGUAAGGAGUUUUCCACUCUGUAGGGCAUUCGUCUCCGCGUCACCAAGGCCCUUGCAAGGAAAAGAAGAGGUAGAGCAAUGCAAAAAUGUGAAAGAAGCAGCAGAUGCAGUGAAGGACGGAGCGAAGCAAGUGAAGGAAACCACCGAGUAUAUCCAAGAUGUCGCUUCCACUGCGUCUGGCCGGGUAAGUAAGAUGACAAAAGAUGUGACGGAAAAGGUUACCGAAACGACGGAUUCAGUCACUGAAAAGGCUAAAGGAUCUGUAUCUGGAGUCGUGGCCACAGUCAAAAAUGCUACUGAUAUCAUUAAUAACAAGACUGGUGGCGAUUAGUUACUAGCAUAUCUAAAUAUUUGAUUUAUUUAUAUAUGUUUCAAUAAAUUAAGUAGUAUUCAAAGCAUUAUCUGAUCAAUGAUAUCUCUGACUAAAUUUUGAACAUGAAUUGAACAAUAAUUCAAAGUUAUACUCGGAAAACCUCUGGACUAGAUAGACUGUGUUUCGCUCUUGUAGCAUAAUAAGGGGAAGUACGAUGUAGUAGUCUCCUUAGUGAUGAUUGAUCUUUGUAAUGGAAGGAAGAAUAAAGAGACUUGUCUUAAUUGAUUUA